Molecule: messenger RNA, 1505 nt
Organism: Nylanderia fulva
Lineage: Eukaryota; Metazoa; Arthropoda; Insecta; Hymenoptera; Formicidae
Source: RefSeq, a predicted model, not a curated record
AGAACGUUCGGUAAACGAUCGAAUCUGUUCUGUUUUACUGUUCGAAAACAGUUCGGUUAUGCCACAACAAAAACGUCCAUUUGAUGUUUGCGUUUAAUUAAAAACAGCAAUUUUACUGUUUAUUAAAAGUAUAUAAUAGUUGACUGAUGAGUUUAUAAAGGCCGAAAAUACUCAAUUAUUCCGAAUGAUUUCGGAAUGUUUAGGUAACAAACGAGAUAAUCCGCAGAGUAUCUUCGGCGGUCGCCGCUCAGCGAUUUUUGUUUGGCAAGUGCACGAUUACGCGCUUUCCAAAUGAAAAUUCGUUCACCAAACGUUUGCUCGUCGUUCAUGUGCUGGUAGGGUAUAACAGCACGUGAGAUAUCAUAAGAAAAGAUAUAAAUAUAUUUAUUUAUUUUUAACAUUUCAAUAUUUUCUAUAUUGUAUCUUCAUCGAUCUCUCUCGCUUCUCGUACUUUCAUCUCACACGAAAAAAUACGCGCGAUUGGCUAUGGGUAAAGUGAAAAUGCAAUAUCCCUAUGCUCACGCGAAUAAAACGUCAGAAACGUGAGAUAGCAGUGGUUAGAGCAGAGAGUAAAAAACCGACAGAAUUAUUUUUCGUGUUAAUUUUUCAUGUUAACAGUUAAUAAUGAAUGUUACAGAAAAGCAAAAAUUUUGCUUAAUUAGUUUUAUGAAACAACAUCCUGAUUUCGGUCGGGGACGCUUAAGAUACAACAGCGAAAAUAAAUGAAAAAUUGAUGAAUUGUGGGAAAAAUUAUCUUUAACCUUAAACACGGCAGGAUAUGGACCACGCAAGUCACCAAAGGAAUGUGCUAAGAUGUGGAGAGACUGGAAGUCUAAUGUCUUAAAGAAAGUGGCGAAACACAAAACCUAUAUGAUGGGAACAGGUGGCGGAUCACCAAAAGAGCUGCAAUUAUCUGGAACAGAGAACGCUUUAUUUAACUUUUUAACAUCAGAUGCCAGUGGUUUAAAAGAAAUACCAGAAGGUGGAUUUACAAAUACAAUGCCAACUUAUGAUAACAAUGAAACCUUGAGUUCAUCUACUUUAUCAUAUAAUAUCGAAAAUAAUGAAAAUGAAGUAGAAGAAACAUUUUCAAAUGAUUAUUCGAAUGAUGCAUUACUUUUUCAAUAUAAAAUGCAUUCUCCUAUUCAACAAACUAAACAGCAUGUACAAUCAGUAUCAUUAUUGCAUACUAAUAUACACGUAAAACAGAGAAAGUGUGGUAUUCAAACAAAUACAAAAGUAAAAAAAUAUGAUACAUUUGUUUUAUCAUUAUCCAACUUCCAAAAUGUACAUCAAAAUAAGGAAAAUUGGGAACAGAAUAAUAAAACGUGUGGAUUUUCUUUAGAUGAUACAGAAAAAUAUACCGCAAAACAGUCAGAAAAUAUAUCAAACUUUUUAAUAAAAUUUAAAAAUGUAAGGAUGAUCUUGUCCGGGAUAUGAUCUGGUUGCUAAUCAGUUUUCUCGUGUUUGAAAUGCAAAGUAAUAUAUUUCGCUUAACAGACAAA